CGUAGGCGCUUGUGACUCUUGCGUAGACGGGGUGGAAAACGCCGUCUGUCAACGGGAAGAGGCACGGGAUUUCGUCGAAAUCUCGUCGUAUUAUGUGACAGAGACCUCGGCCCUUGUCCCGUGAAUUGUCCUACGUCGUCGUUAAAUUCGGCGGAACUUCCAAGAUGAACGACGAGAAUGUGUUGCACGUAGAAGUGUGUCAACAUGCCAGCAGCAUUUUGCCAAAAGCCGCAAUUCAAGAAGCGUUAAAUGUAGAAUUGCAAUUGUUGCAAGACAUUCCUCUCGAUGUCGUUCUGCACGGUAAAAAUUUUACGAAUACAGUUGUAAAGGAUCACGUCGAGUCUGUGAUAUGCUCGUCCGACUACGUAGAGAGGGGAACGAUCAAAAUUUAUGGGAUCGCCAUUAAAUAUUAUAUCUACAGACUGACGCAGGAGGAUGCUGCCAUAGAAACAAUAAACUGCGACUCUGAUGAACUGCCAGUCGCAUCUCACUGGUUGUUGCCCGCACAGGAAUUUCACUACAUGUGGGAAAAUCUGUAUUAUGAUUGUGACAUAAAGAAUAACUUAUUACGUUUCGUGGAGACUACAAUGUUAUUUUCCGAGCACGCUGUUAAUUCUAACGUUAUAAGCUGGAACAAAGUCGUGUUGCUGCACGGCCCCCCAGGUACAGGCAAAACCAGUAUGUGCAAAGCCCUUGCUCAGAAAGCUGUCAUUCGUAUGGGAGAUCGUUUUACUCAUGGGAAGUUUAUAGAAAUUAACAGCCACAGCUUGUUUUCAAAAUGGUUUUCGGAGAGUGGGAAACUUGUCAUGAAGUUGUUCGACGAAAUAAAGAAUUUGGUACAAGACGAAAUGGCCCUGAUAUGCAUUUUGAUCGAUGAGGUAGAGUCGUUAGCUCACGCACGUAAAUUAUGCAGCAACGGUACCGAACCGUCUGACUCCAUACGCGUUGUGAACGCACUGCUCACGCAGUUAGAUCAGAUCAAACGGUAUCCGAACGUUUUAAUUUUAACGACGAGCAAUAUGACGGAAGCCAUAGAUGUUGCGUUUGUCGAUCGAGCGGACAUAAAGCAGUAUCUCGGAUACCCAUCCGAAGUUGCUAUUUACAAUAUUUAUCAUUCGUGCUUGAAGGAAUUGAUGAGGACUGGAAUUUUGGAUGAUGAAGAGAUACACGACAUAUCGCAGUUAAAGCUACUUGGAUACGCAGAAUAUGAAGACACUAAGAAUAGUCUAAAGCUGUUGGAACUUAGCCGUGAGAGCGAAGGUUUAACCGGUCGUACUUUAAGAAAAAUACCAUUUUUGGCGCACGCACUUCAUACAUCCACGAAGAAAUCUACACUACCGAAAUUUCUGAAAGCCAUGCAUUCGGCUAUUCUGAAACAGGAUCAACAAAACGGCGAUUUGCAGCAACCAUGAACAAAGAAAUGGUUUUCUUACUCUAUAUAUUAUUUUAUUAUACAUAUAUGCUAUUGUAGGGGUGAUUCAGGUCCUUCGCGAAAGACUCUGAGGAACAAUAGAUUUCGCAGAGAGCAUCAUUUUCUGUAACGUUCUCUCAUGCGCCGUUUAAGAACUACGCGAGCUCGCGGACGUGCUGCGUUACGAAUGCAAAUCAAGUUCAGGGUAGUCUCUUUCAAUACCUUUCAUGAACUGUCUGCAAGUGUAUUUGAAACAAGUAAAUACACAAUUGUAAUAGACAUCACCUAAGACCUGUCUGCGCGAUCACGUAGCUGCUAAACGACGCGUCAAAAAAUUGCGUUGCUUCACAAAAAAUGAUCUCUGCAAGAUCUAUGGUUCCUUAGAGUUUGUUGCAGAGUUCCUGAAUCACCCUGUACAUAUAAUAUUAUUUAAUAAUACAUUUUUUCUAAUUUAUUUUCGUAUAAUAAAUGAUUGUCGCAAAA
Vollenhovia emeryi is the source of this 1894-nucleotide messenger RNA. It is a transcript of the gene pch2, whose product is annotated as pachytene checkpoint protein 2 homolog. Gene Ontology annotation, biological process: reciprocal meiotic recombination; meiotic recombination checkpoint signaling. Gene Ontology annotation, molecular function: ATP binding; ATP hydrolysis activity. The record is from RefSeq and is a predicted model, not a curated record. The transcript is spliced from 6 exons. Lineage: Eukaryota; Metazoa; Arthropoda; Insecta; Hymenoptera; Formicidae. Gene Ontology annotation, cellular component: chromosome; nucleus. The coding region runs from base 165 to 1412 and encodes 415 amino acids.